CCAAAACCCGUGCCCGCUGCCUGACGAUGGUAGCCUGAAGACGGAUGGUCCAGGGCCGUCCUCGUCUAACCCGAAACAUGCGAGUGUAACUUGAUUCGUGUUCCCGUCAAUAGCGCGAGCUCAGGUACACGCGUUCAUCUCGAAACCUUCGGCUACGUUACGUUUUAAACCAUGGAGGACGACUGCGUUUGUGAAUACGACUCGACCUGGGACACGGAGAGCGAUGGAGACGACCCGGCCGGAGAGAGCCAACCCCGGCGGUCAUCUCAGGACAAAAACAAAUCCGGCUGGACUCUAAACUGGCACCACACGCCCAGAAACAUGAGGGCGGCAAAGGACAUGCAGAACUACAGGAGAGGCUAUCCAAAUCUUACAGAUGACGAGUGCUCGGAAGACAAAAUGAAUAAUUUGCAGUUUUAUCUGAAUAAAUUUCCCUCCUCUCCUGAUGAUAUCUACAUCGAAUCAUUUCUCAAGGAGUGGAAAAACGACUACAAGCGGCUGGAGAGAGUUCACUCGUACAUUCAGUGGUUGUUUCCACUGCGAGAGCCAGGAGUUAAUUACAUGGCUUCAGAACUCACCAAGAAAGAAAUUGAGGCCUUCAAGAAGAACGAGGACGCUAAGAAGCGACUAGUCGAGUCCUAUGAACUCAUGUUGGGCUUCUACGGCAUGCGGCUGGUCAACAAGGAGACGGGCGAGGUCAAACGAGCAGAUAACUGGAAGGAGCGCUACGGAAACCUGGAGCGGAAUAUGCACAACAACCUGCGCAUCACUCGCAUCCUGAAGAGCCUCGGGGAGCUGGGCUUCGAGCACUACCAGGCCCCGCUGGUGCACUUCUUCCUGGAGGAGACGCUGGUCAAGAAGACCCUCGGCAGCAUCAAACGCAGCGUGCUCGACUACUUCCUGUUCGCCGUCCUGGACAAGCAGAAGCGGCAGGAGCUGGUGCGCUUCGCCUACCUUCACUUUGAGCCGAAGGACAAGUUUGUGUGGUGUCCCCGGAAGGUUCAGAAGCAACUCCGGAAGGCGGAGAAGAGAGCCGACCCCCUCGGCAACGGAGACGGGAAGGACGAGGCGUGUCCGCGGAGCAAAGGCCGAGACGGCGAGGCCGCCGCGCAGCAAAAGGAGGACGCGCCGGACAGCGUGCCGACGGCUGAGAAAGGGACGGAUAAAACGGCGAGCGGAGGCGGAAACGAGGCGUCGCUGGCGUCGCCCGACGCGGACCCGGAAGCGGAGACCGACGUGAACUCCGACGUUUCGGAGAAUGGAAACGACUCCGCGGCUGACGUGGACGAGAUGGAUCAGUCGUCCGGUCCCGACUCCGCGGCGGCGAAAAGCGAGGACGCGGCGGCCGCCGACCCGAAGGCCGCCGCCCACGAACAUGACAGCCGAAUGCAAACGGAUGCGGACAUCGACACGGAAAAGCCCCCGAAGAAGAAGAGAGAAGAGGAGGAGGAGGAGCCGCGAAGCAACGGCUCCGCAGGGGACGCCGCCUCCUCCUCCUCCGCCGGUGGGCAGGCGGCAGAGGAGGAGCCCGCCGCCGGUCAGACGAGCCCCUCGGCACAGACGCCCCUAAAGACGUCGAAACAUUCACCCUCGCUUUCUUCCGGGAGAGAGGAGAAAGUCCCGCGGACUGAUUAUAAUCAAGCGCCAGAUAAAAAGGAAGAGGAGGAAACGUCGGGGGCCGAGCGGACGAACGGGAAGGAGCACGAGGACGCCGAGAUGGAGUCGACCCCCUCGAGCCAAGACCAACACGUCGCCGCUUCCUGAGUGAGCCGAGCGGCGGAAGGAGAGGCUUUAGUUUGAGCUGAAAUGUAAAUGUGGGGACAGAGUGAGACUUAAAAAGACUUCCUGGCCUCAUUUCUACUUUAUUUGUUGCUUUAGAUCUCAAUUAUUUUCACUUUGGGGGCGAGUGUGAAGUCAUUGCGUAAUGUGGGGUAGGAGGUAAGUUUCCACACCUGACGACAUGAAAGGAGAAGUCUGAUGAUCAUCUUAAAAAUAUUUUUGCUAUUGUCAACAAGUCCCAUGAAAAAGGUCAAAAGGUCAACGAACGGUCGUCUAGUCGGCUGCUUUCUGGCUCCCUCGUUCUGUAAGUGGCUCAUUGAUUGUAAUUGGAGACACGAAUCAUCAAAUGUUGACGUCAUUGUUUUUUUAGGUCUAAAAAAUUUCACAUUAGGGAACUAUUUGUUUACUCUUUUUUUUUUUUUUUUGGCAGAUCUUACGCAAACGGCUUUUUAAAUUAUUUUUUCUGCCGCCGUUUUGCGAGUAUUUCCAGCAGCGUGUGAUCGACUGAAAAUCUCCCGUUCUAUAAUUGUGUCGUUAUAUUAUUGAGAUGAGGGGGCGUGUCCGCCAGGCUGACGCACGAGCGAUACGAGUUUCAUAAACGUAUCGUUUGUCUUUUCAUGGGAUUUGUCGACCAAACAGAAUAUCACCAGACUUUUAAAGUAGUCGUAUUUAAUAUCCCACACAUGCGCUAAUAUUUAUGUAAGUCCAGAAAAUUGUGAGUAUUCUUAACCGUGAUACUUUCAGAAUUUAAUAAUUGUUUUGCACUGAAAAAUAAUUAAUUGGAGGAUCUUUUUCUUUUCUUUUUGGGCUGUUUUUGCGAGUAAAGAAUCCUCUGGACCGGUCUGCAUCUGCUGGACCCGCUGUGGACAUUUCAAAAACGGUCUCACGAUUGGUCCUCGUGACGACUCGCGAAGUGGACUUUUUCAAACAACGGAAGGCCUUGUCCGAAAAAUGUGAUACGACUGUUUGAUUGUACUGAAUGUCUGUCUUCUCUCAUUUGAAGUCCACUGGAUGUUAAUUUUCCGUAAGUGAUGAACAUGUACGAGCCUGGAAGAUUUAUCUUGAUGCAUCUUUUUUUUUGUUGGUAUUUGCACUUCAAUUUCACGAUUAAUUAUUAAAGUUAUGGUAUUUAAUUAACGACAUGGUAUUUUUUUUUUAAAGGGCCGUAUUGUUUUGUAUACGAUUGUUCCCGCCCCCAACUGGCUGGUGACGAAGCAGAAUAAAGUUCUACCAUUUCUUU
Molecule: messenger RNA, 3019 nt
Organism: Pseudoliparis swirei
Lineage: Eukaryota; Metazoa; Chordata; Actinopteri; Perciformes; Liparidae
Gene: ogfr
Product: opioid growth factor receptor
Exons: 7
Coding region: 172-1764 (530 amino acids)
Cellular component (GO): membrane
Molecular function (GO): opioid growth factor receptor activity
Source: RefSeq, a predicted model, not a curated record